UCACGUGACCAGAAACGAAUUUGGCGAAUAUGGUCUAGUGUAGCGUCGAGGCUAAUGGCGAUAAGUGAGCGGGAGAAACUGGUGGAGUCUUGGUACGCCUUGUUUCGAAAAGGAACGGAUUUCGAUUCAUGGGGCCAGCUAGUUGAAGCUGUUGAUGAAUACGCACUAUUGACAAGAAAAAUCAAGACAGAGCUACAGUUUGAAGAACAUGGUUUCAGCGAUCAGAACUAUAAUACACUUGGUAACGUCGUCAGCUGUUUGCAGGCACGACAGAAGGCGGUUCAAAAUCAAUUGGGAGACGAUGGCAUGACUCUGGAACAGCUGAAAACUGUUGGUACAGUGCUACAGAAUUUGUUAACAAGUCGUGACUCAGAGUUUCCAAUAAAAGCAAACGAGUUAAGUCAACUAAAUGAUGGGAAACAAUCUAGUGAUGUGGCAGCUGGUAAUAAUGCUGGAUCUGAGUCACCACACUUUCAAGAGAGAAAGAAAUUGAGACCACGAAUGCCACUUGCUGAUGAUAUGACUUUGCUUACAAUACGAAUAGAGAGAAUAGGACUGAAGGAUGCAUCUCAAUGUAUUGAACCGUACAUUUCUGUGUCAGUGAAAGAUGGUCAGGCGAUGAACUUGACUCCAAGUCAAGACACACUUUUGCCAGUAGCAAGAGAAGACCAGUACAUAAUUUUUAACGCAAAUGUAGAAAUACAACAGUAUCUAGAAAAGAUGCCAAAAACUACAGCCGUGUUUUUUGAACUCAAACAUUACAAGCCAAAGAAAAGGCAAACCAGUACCAAGUGUUUUGCUUUUAUGGAGAUGGAUGAGAUCAAACCAGGACCAGCAUGCUUAGAAAUCUACAGAAAACCAACCGAUUUUAAGAGAAAACGGCUCGGUCUUCUCACAACUAAGCCUCUGUAUCUUUACUUAAAUCUCAAUCUUCAUCGAACUUAAAACAAAAUUAGUGGCGCAAGGUAUGUGUAUCAGUUCAACAGUCUUAUUAGGUUAUUAACAACUCAUUUAGAGAAGCUGAUAUACAGGAAUGUAAAUCUGUGCCAUAAUCUGCUUGGCUGUAGGCACUUUUGUACUCUCUAUAACUUGUGUGUACAAUGUAUAAGCAUGACUGUAAUCUUUAUCCGUGAUGAAGUGUGUAGCAGCAGAAAUGAUCGGCCCUUUGUGUAAUAUUUAG
Molecule: messenger RNA, 1180 nt
Organism: Corticium candelabrum
Lineage: Eukaryota; Metazoa; Porifera; Homoscleromorpha; Homosclerophorida; Plakinidae
Product: axin interactor, dorsalization-associated protein-like
Exons: 10
Coding region: 55-945 (296 amino acids)
Cellular component (GO): membrane
Molecular function (GO): phosphatidylinositol binding
Source: RefSeq, a predicted model, not a curated record